Exophiala spinifera is the source of this 1464-nucleotide messenger RNA. RefSeq names its product serine-tRNA ligase. Gene Ontology annotation, biological process: mitochondrial seryl-tRNA aminoacylation. The record is from RefSeq and is a predicted model, not a curated record. The coding region runs from base 1 to 1464 and encodes 487 amino acids. Gene Ontology annotation, molecular function: tRNA binding; ATP binding; serine-tRNA ligase activity. NCBI's taxonomy places the organism in Eukaryota, Fungi, Ascomycota, Eurotiomycetes, Chaetothyriales, Herpotrichiellaceae. The transcript has a single exon. Gene Ontology annotation, cellular component: mitochondrion.
AUGUCCAGGCGAGUGCACAAUCCUAGGGCCUUCUUGCUUCGGUGCCGGAGAAGCUACGCCACAUCUGUUGAUCCCCCAAGAGCAACAACCGCCCCUAAGCAGCGCCCUCAAUUAAGUCAGAUCCGAGACAAUGUCGAGCUCUACGAACACAAUGUACUGGUGCGGAACUACCGCAGCCACAAGGGUGUGCCCCGACAGGUCGUAGAGAAUAUGUCACGGAUGAAGGAGCUUGACCGACGGAUGAACGAGCCAAGGCGGAAGCUAAAAGACCUACAGAAGACAUUGAAUGCUACCAAGGGAGACAAGUCUGAUCUCGUCGCGCAGAUGAAGGUGGUCAAACAAGAAAUAGCAGAGCUGGAAGAUGAACAUGGCGACCUGACCGUUGCAACCGACACUGUGGCCUUGUCUUUGCCCAAUCUGACCUCCGGGGAGACGCCGCUUGACGAUGAACCGAAGCUGCGGAACUAUAUCAACUACGAUCCAAAAAAUCCUCCGACCUACAGCAGUUCAGCGGACCAUUCUAUCAUCGGAGACAAACUCAAGCUACUCGACUUCAAUUCAGCGUCUAUGGCCUCCGGGUGGGGGUUCUAUUAUCUUUUGAACGAGGCAGCCUUGCUGGAGCAGGCCCUGAUUCAGUACGCUCUGGCAACUGCGAGGAAGCACGGCUGGUCUGCUGUUGCUCCCCCUUCUCUCGUAUACUCACACAUGGCGACAUCUUGCGGAUUCCAGCCACGAGACCAAAAUGAUGAGCAGCAAAUAUGGCAGGUGGCACAAUCCGAAAGAGAUGCUGGAAAGCCUACGCGCAGCUUAGCUGCGACAGCAGAAAUUCCUUUGGCAGCCAUGUAUGCAGGGAAGCUGGUUCGGGAAGAAGACCUCCCCAUCAAACUUGUUGGGUCAAGCCGGUGUUUUCGUGCAGAAGCCGGUGCACGUGGAGUGGAUACAAGAGGCCUCUAUCGCGUGCAUGAGUUUACCAAGGUGGAAAUGUUUGCCUGGACCAACUGUCCAGCUGCCGGGAACGAGGUGCUAGACGAGAAUGUGUGGACGAGAGACUCCAGCAAGACCUUUUACGAGAUGGUUGACAUUCAGACCGAGAUUUUGUCUUCACUGGGCCUUCCAUGCCGAGUUCUAGAGAUGCCCUCUUCGGACCUAGGUGCCAGUGCGUUCCGCAAGAUCGAUAUUGAAGCCAUGUUCCCGUCACGAAAAAAUCGGGACAACGGUUGGGGCGAGGUCACCUCUGUAUCAAUCUGUACUGAUUACCAGAGCCGGAGGUUGGACACCCGGAUCCAAGAGGCGACCGGAUCAAGAAAGAAGUUUCCUCAUACAGUGAAUGGCACUGCAUUGGCCGUCCCGAGAGUCCUUGCUGCCAUUCUUGAAAAUGGAUGGCGCGAGCGGGAAGGGUGCGUCGUGAUCCCUGAAGUUCUGCGAGGCUAUAUGGGUGGCAUGGAACGUAUUGGACCAUGCUGA